AAGGCAAGGAAAGGUGUUUCAAGGAAGCGCCGAGCCCUGAAUGCACAUAAAGGUCCCGUAUUAGGAAUCUACUCAGCCUGGGAAGGAAAGAGCUAUGCGCCGCAACCCAAGGUGCUUUCCUGGUCCUCUUCGGAGCUGCAUGCGCAGACCUCCUAGUGAAAAGAUGCAUGAAGCUCAGGGAAAAGCCAUCCAAGUGAAAGGGAAAGAGAGAAAGAGAUGGCAAAGAGUCAUGCCUAUUCAUUUGGUGAGAGAGGAGGCUAGGCGGAUGCCUCAAGGACAGCUGUCUGACAGCUCUGAAACUCUUGAGUUCCACGUGGGCAAGAAAAAGAGCCUUAUGAAACAGUUUAGGGCAACAAUGAGGAAGUUAUUCCCUUUCUAUCAAAGGGCAAGGAAGAAGGCCAAGCUCCAUGGUGAAGACGGCUCUCCAAAACCAGUGGUGUCUAAGACGACUUCUGUUCCCCCUAAGUAUCAUGCCUUUCCAAGGGCUAUUCGGGCCUUACCUUCUCCCAAAGUAUUUCCAACACUGAAAAGGAAGAAGCUUUUACGGAACGCAUCAAUUCAGCUGGAUGUAAACAUUGUGGAAGAACAUGCACAAAGCAUGCACGGGACAAACACAGUUGUGCAAGCAAGACGGAUGAUGCGCCGCAUCUCAGUGGUGUCUCUUCCACCUGGGAUCCGAAAGGUUUCCUAUUUGGCAAAAAAGAAAAAUUUCUCAGUGUUCAAAAAGAAGAAGAAAAGUAUGCCACCAGUAUGGUACCAUUCAGACAUAACACUAGGGAAGCUUCAAAUGCAGGUGGAUAAUCUCUUGGAUAACAUCAGUGAAAAAUCCAUCCAGCUAUUGGCUCUGAGAAGUGCAGAGCUGCAGCAGUGCGAGUCUUUGGGAGACAGGAUCCUGCAGUCUUCUAAGCAGUUCCAAAGGGUUUCCUUAAGAACCACAAAGAAGCAUAAAUGGAAAAACACAUGCUUUCCGUGUAAAUGCUGUUGCUAAUAUCCUUCUUUUUCUUUCUUUUGAAAAUAUUACUCAAGCUGAAAGUGAACCAUUUGCUGGGACGCUUCUAACAGCUGAUUAACUGUCUCAGUAAGGUCAAAGCAGAUUUAAGAUUUGAUGCUACUGCUAAAGCCAGCAGCAAUUCAUGUUUUUGCUAUUUCUUCCUUUUGUUGGCCUCCAUAUUUCUCAAGAGCCAAUGGAGUGCGCCUCCGGGGGGAAAGUCAAAUUGAAGUGACCUCCCUGGGGUGCAAGCCUGGGCAGAGUGUAUGGAGGUCCUGGGCUGCCCAGACAACAAGGCUCUUGGCCUCGCUGUUGUGGUCCAAAGGUUCUCUAUUUCACAGCUUCAAUAACCUGAGCUCAGAAGGCAAGAGUGUUCCUUUGUUUAUUGCUAACACCUCAAACGGCAACACAUGCAAGAUAUAUUUACGAGUUAUGCUUUAAGUGUGACCUGUUGGUUUUUGUGGUGACUAGAACAUACAUUACUCAACACUGGAAAUCAAACAGAAUCACCUGACAUUGCAGAAUGGAUUAAAAUAAUAUGGGAUAUAAGAUAAAGGUAAAGAGACCCCUGACCAUUAGGUCCAGUCGUGACCGACUCUGGGGUUGC
Podarcis muralis (Common wall lizard) is the source of this 1595-nucleotide messenger RNA. RefSeq names its product chromosome 2 C3orf49 homolog (gene C2H3orf49). The record is from RefSeq and is a predicted model, not a curated record. Lineage: Eukaryota; Metazoa; Chordata; Lepidosauria; Squamata; Lacertidae.